Ictidomys tridecemlineatus (thirteen-lined ground squirrel) is the source of this 3843-nucleotide messenger RNA. RefSeq names its product Bet1 golgi vesicular membrane trafficking protein like (gene Bet1l). The record is from RefSeq and is a predicted model, not a curated record. NCBI's taxonomy places the organism in Eukaryota, Metazoa, Chordata, Mammalia, Rodentia, Sciuridae.
CGCCGGUGCGGCCGGAGGCACCGGAGACCGCAAGGUUUGGCCUGCAACGCACCCGGCCCGGUGACCAGCCGACCUAGGUCCGCGCCGCCCCGGAACCGAACAGCGACCCCUGCUCUGUGCCCCGGCGUCUGGGUGCGAGUGUCCAGACGGAGAGGCCCUCAGACCCCGCACAGCAGGCGGUGGGGCGAGGCGUCCUGGGCCGCUCCCCGCUCAGACUGGAGUCUGCAGUGCGCCUCCCGCGGGAGCGACGCUGGGGAAGCCCGUGGGUCCCUGCCGCCGUGGAGCUCGCGCUCCCGAGGGGAGACCGGGGGAAACGAACCAGCCGGCGUGAGGCGCUCAGAGGACUCGGACGGUUUCUAAAAGGGUGUCCGGUGGGCUGCAGAGGGCCCGAGGAAGCGCCGUUCUUGAGGAGCCAGGGCGGCCAGGAAAGGCCUGGAGGAAGGCCCAGCCAAGCAGAAGGAGCGGCAGGCGCACCGUGCGAUGGCCGGGAGCAGGUGGGGGCGGGAGGGCGGCCAAGGCGGCACCCAGACCCGCUGGUGAAAUGCCCGGGUUAGGGGCUGUUCCGAGCAUUAAAUGACACACAGCCCACUCUAGGCGACAGGUCACCGAGCACCUGCUUUGUGCCCGGCUCUCGCGAGCGCUGCUUCAAAGGCUCCUAGGGCCCCGCAUCGGUCCUUCCUUCAUUUCUUUCUGCAGUUCUCACCGCUGCGUAUUACGCCGUGUCUUCGGCACCCAGCUCCCCGUUACAGAGACGGUACCGUGCUCGGUGGCGCCACGCUCGCGCCCGAGUCCCUCUCUAACCCACCUGCUAGAACGCGGGCCCGGGCCGCCCCUCCGUCCAGUUCCUACCUGUGAGCUUCUGGCCGGAAGGACCCCCUGACAGACCUCUUCCGAGCACUAACAGCAUCAACCCACAGGCCGUCGUGAGAGCGGACGCCCCCCUUCGUCAUUUCCGUUCCCACGCGAUACCACCCAUAAACCGGAAGAGCUUGAGUCAAAGGGGCGUGGCCUACGAGGGGCGGAGCCGGAAGCCUCUUUAGGUGUCGGAGCCACGUCCUUGGCACGGGUGGUCGUCUUGGGGACUAGCUUCGAGACUGGAGCGGGGCGCCAUGGCGGACUGGACUCGAGAUUUUUCUUUGAGAACCGGUCUGACAUUCAAAGAUGGCGAUAUCCAUGGAGCUCAGAACUCUGGUGCUGUGGAGGAGAUUCUAGACCGGGAGAACAAGCGGAUGGCCGACAGCCUGGCCUCCAAGGUUACCAGACUCAAAUCGCUGGCCCUAGACAUCGAUAGGGAUGCAGAAGACCAGAACCGGUACCUGGACGGCAUGGACUCGGAUUUCACAAGCAUGACUGGUCUGCUCACUGGAAGCAUGAAGCGCUUUUCCACGAUGGCACGGUCUGGGCGAGACAACCGGAAGCUUCUGUGUGGUAUGGCUCUGGGUCUGAUCGUGGCCUUCUUCAUCCUCUCCUACCUCUUGUCAAGGGCAAGGACGUGAACCAGUGGGAGCCAAGGGCAGCCAGGGUUUUCUUCAACCUGGUAUCCUGGGCUCUUCAGGACUUAAAUCUACAAAAUAUUCCUUUGAAAUUAUCAUCACGAUCAGGAAUCUUCUUCCUUUGUGGUGGGAACUGUGACUGCCUCUGACCUGAUGAACUCGUUUUGCCUGGUUCCCUUUCCUUGCCUAGGGGAAACCAAGGCCCGGCCCCCAUCCCUACUCCUGGAUGCCAGAGACACCCAUUCUGAGCAGAGCAGCUCUGAGUCCUAAAUGGGUCUAUUCAUGGCCAGCUGCUCUUUUCUGAGCCUCCCAGUCCUCAGGGGUCUGAUAUCUUAAGGCUUUUUUGCCCUGUGUUGUCUAUGCCUGGAUGAGGCUGUGUCUGUGAUCUGAAAAGCCCGAGGCUGACACAGGGAGCAGGUAUGGCUGAGAACCCCAUUUGAGCUGACUCCUCCAAUGAAGGGUCCUAAGCCUGGAUAUAGUACUUAUUUGGGUGGACCAGUGUGGGCCAAGAGCCCUGUUCUAAGGACUUUGCUCUCAAGUUCCUGGAUGGGAUCAGUUCCCCACGAAGAUCAGGGGCUGUGGAUGCAGGAGUGCAUCAUAACCUUACCUGGAAGCACUGGGCUGGGAGCCUUCUGGGUCACAUAGUUGUAUGUCUAGGAGCAUAAAUGACGUCUUCAGGAUUUAGGAGCUCCCUAGUGCCUAAGAUGUAUCCCCUGGAAAAUAAUCAAGAAACAGGCCAGUGUGGCUUUACAGAGUCAGGCAGUUCCUUGGGGAGGUCUUCCCUGUAAGCACCCUCCUUAUAGGGGUGGAGAUCACCUGUUGAGACACCUUGUGCUAUUUGUAGUGAGAACUUUACACCUUCACUUGCUCUGCCCUACCUUGCCUCCCACAGCUAGUCGCCCUCCCUCCCAUAACUUGCUGUGAGGCUGCUCUGAGCUAUCAUUUUUGUCCCUGACUCUGUAGACUGCCCUUUCCACCUGUCUUUCCUUGACCCUCACCACUCACUUGGCCAGCUCUAGGGCAAUACAAACUGAACUAUGGGGCUGGCCAAGCCAGCAGCUACUGAGGGUCCGCACCUUUGUCUUCACAUGAAAAGUAUCUUUAAGGAAUUAACCCUGCAGCUUAGUGUCCUUUUUUAUCUUCAUUCUAGUUUGUCUCCCAGUCAUUCCCUCUCCUCCCCAGGACUGUUGGCUCACUGUCCCCCACUAGUGUGCCACAUCGCGAGGCCUGUCUAUCCAACCAUCUCUGAGCUCCAUGUUGACACAGAACAGCCAUAGCCUGUCCUCUCAGUGUCCUGGCCACAGUCCCAGGUACCUAUCACUUCCUCCUCCUCUAUUUAGCAGGUCCUCUUUUGUCUACACACCCUCACCACAAUCCCCUUUUUUCGACUCCUGGUCCUUCCAUUGCACCUGCUGAGCCCCUAAGCCUCUAGAGGGGGAGGAUCUGCUGCCUUUUGUUUUUUCUCUUCCAGCAUGAAGUCAGUUCUCACUGCCUCCUUUCUCUGUGUCUUUGUUAAUUCCCUGACACUCUCCCAGCUGGGCUAUUCUGGCUUUUGCUUCCUUCUUGGCAUCUCUUCAUAGGUCCUGUCACCCUUGUCACCCUCCACAACUUUGGUUUAGCCCUUGGUUCAUCACCAAACAUGGUAGCAGUUACCUGUGUUGUGUCGCCACCUGGUCACUACAGGCACUGUAGAGGGCACAUCCAUAUUCCAAUUCUACAUCCCCGUCAUCCUGGGUCAUGCACUGCUGAGGACAUGGCUGAACUAUGGGAACCACCAGAUGCCAGGACACACUUGCCAUGGUCAGAGCCCACUUAUCUUGCCUGUGAUACUAAGGAUUUAGACCUGUAUUUCAUGAUGACCUUCCCCUGGAAAAGUGCUUUUGCUGUCUCCGAGACCCCCCAGUUGGGUUUCUUCCUCAGGUCUUCAUCUCUGUCCUCAGCACCCUAUCUCCACAGCUCUUACAGUUCUUCCAGUAGUUUUCAGGUCUGUUUUGUAGUUCCUUUCUAGUUUACUUGUUUGCUCCUUGUUCUUCUCCUUGCAUUCUAUGAAUUUUAUGAAAUGGGAUGGCAGCCCUACUGCCACUGGGUCAGGCCAGUUUCCUGAAGGGCUCUAACCAUGGUCCUCCAGCUCAGCCCUGUGUACCUGGCACCUGACCCUAUGGGUAAGUGGGUUUUGCUGACUUGGUCUCCAAUACCAGUAUUCCAGAAACAGUCUUGGGGGUCCAAUGUGAGGGGUGAGAGCCCAGUAUGGGGGCCCAGUGUGAGAACAAGCUGCCAGGCUAUGCCACAAUUCAAGCACAUCUCAACAAUAAAAAUGUGGAAUAAAUAGCUUUGUGAAGAAGGAAGCACA